Molecule: messenger RNA, 534 nt
Organism: Verruconis gallopava
Lineage: Eukaryota; Fungi; Ascomycota; Dothideomycetes; Venturiales; Sympoventuriaceae
Exons: 1
Coding region: 1-534 (177 amino acids)
Molecular function (GO): acyltransferase activity, transferring groups other than amino-acyl groups
Source: RefSeq, a predicted model, not a curated record
AUGGACAAGAGUCACGGGAAAGAACUGAGGACUUCGAGGCUGCUCCUGCGCGGUGCCAAGGAUGGUGAUGCGCAAAGCUUGUUCGAGUGUUUCUCAGACUACGAGCUGAUGAAAUACUGGUCCACUCUUCCUCACAAGUCGAUCGAGGAGACUGAAGAGUGGGUACAAGGUAUGGUUUCGAGUUCGCAGAAUGGUUAUACCGACUUUGUAAUAGUCGAUCAUCAAUCCAAUACCGCCAUUGGAAAAAUAGGUAUAUGGAGCGGCAGCGAAAUAGGCUUCAUGAUCGCAAGAUCACGUUGGAGGCAAGGGCUUGUAUCGGAAGCUCUAGCGGCAACUCUGACAUAUUAUUUUAACGAUCUUGAACUGGAACAGAUCACUGCCGACGUUGAUCCGAGGAAUGCGGCGUCUAUCAACAUUCUAAAGAAGUUCGGAUUCGAGGUGGUCGGUCAACGCGAAAAGACAUUCGAGAUCGGUGGAGUCUGGGUGGACAGCCUCGAUCUAUCUCUGACGAGAGAGCAGUGGAAAAGGCAGUAG